UGCAGUAGUCGAAAAAUAUUCGUGAAUGUCUGUCAUUUUAAUCGGGUGAGGUCUAUGGAAAGGCCUCGAGAAUACGGAGAAGAUCCACCGCCAGGUCUUGAGGCCAUGUGGGGUAUGGAAACGGCAGCUGAAUGCGAUUGUCCCGGGCCGCCUCCGGAAUUCCUACUUCCACCGCCCCCCAGGCCGCCCAUACUUCAACCGUCUGACCCGAUGUACUGCACUGAAGAUCCUCUUCCCAUCGAAACGUGUGAUGCGCUGCCGCUGAUCGACGCAAGCUACCGCAGUAGUCCAUCUCUCCAGACAUCGGCUGUGAUAGUGCUGUGUUCCGUUGGUAUCUUCGUUUUCAUAGCCAUUAUCCUCGUGUGGAAACAUAAAAGGAAAGUACAAAAUUUUCUACCUUGUAAAACUUCACCCCAAAACAACUGUGAUGGUCCCACUGCUGCAGGCGGCAUUUAUGAGGAUCUUCAUGACGUCAUUCCACGGCCAACGCCAACUCAUCACCACCACCCAGCUGGUGGACAUAUCGUUGCUCCAUCUAUAGAGAUGAUAGACGUUAAGAACAACAUCCACUACCCCAGCGGCUACCCCAUAUCACAACACCCACCAGUCUUCUUGUGUUCGUCUCCAGGUCCAGAUCCCUACUGCUCCCAGGACCUCUACAACCCCGUCUACGAGGAACUCAGCGACGCGGACAGCGAACUAGCCCCAGCACCUCACAGCGAAGACGAAUUCGCCGAAGACGAGCUCAGCUUAGGCGGAGAGAUGGACCGACGUCGCCUCGAUCUUCCGCCGCCUCCCUACCGCCCCGAGCCGCCCCCGCGCCGCGAAAACGCGCGCUUCCGUCGCCCCCACGAGCCCUUGCCGCCGGUCCCGGGCAGCAAGAGACACCGGAGUCUGGACAGGCGGCGGCAGGAGUUUCACGAAGGCAUGCUGCUGGACGCGCUCCUCCAGCUCUACCCGCGGGUCGGCAGCGUGGAGCCGCCCCAUCGCAGGCAGAUACCGAGCAUAACGCAGAGAAUACAGUGUCUGUCGCCGACUCCGGGACCUUACGAGACCGUGCCUGUGCUGGGACACCUCGCUACCUUCAGACCCGUGCCGAAACCGUACUCUCAGGAUUCCGCGUUCGGCUCCGAUUCGGGAUACAGCAAUCACACGAGUGGCACAAGGGGAUCGAGUAGGGGCAGAAGAGAUCCCAGAAGGCUAUCGCAGUUAAGUGCAGAUUUAACCCUCACGUAAAACGCGAUGUGCUACAGUGCUAAGUUAAGACUGUUCGUUUUGUGGCCCCAGCAAGAAAAGUGCAAUGGACGAAUUUCAUCGGUGUUGUUUGUCGUCGGAGGAACUUUAUCUUAUAGGCGUACUUACUAUUUUUACGAUUACCAAAGUGAUGGUUGUGAGCGAACUCAAAUGUGAAUAAGCGAUCUAAGGACACAAAAAAUGCAGCAUCUCUAGAGAAGACUAUUUCUUCCUCUUGUAUAUUUUUUCAUGUACCUCGACAGGAAAUUUUUGUUACCUUCUAUGAGGUGAACAUGUUUCAAUCAAACACACUUUGUAAUUAAUUAGGUUCGACUGUACAUUGAUUUUCGACAUUCCAGGUUUGACGUAGAAAUCGCACACAACACACUUCGUUCAAUAUUGAUAAGUAACACUGUAAAUACCCUUCAACUGUAAAUUUCUUCUUCGGACAAACCAAAGUUUCUAGAUUUAAAUUUUCUAAAAGUCUUGUAGUGUGUAUAGUGUACAUCUCUGUUUAUAAUUUUAUUUAUUUUUGUAUAUAUUAUUUAUAUUUUAGUACCAAUCUAUUUAUUACGUCUUCAAACACUGAUACAACUUUCCGAGUAAUAUAGUAGCGAAAUUAAAAUGGCGCUUGUUAGCAAUUUAAAACAUGUUUGGUAACCAUCAUAGGUAUUUUUAUAUACACACUGACUGAAUUGAAACUAUAAAACCCGAUGGCCUAACACCAAUGGUUACCUCAUGUGUGAUCAACUAUAAUCAAACCCUAUGGCAGGAUAGGUUAAUGGUUAAGCUAACAUUUUGUUUCAGCCUUUUUAAAAAUUUCACUUUCGGUUUAGAAAUGUUCUGAUACAAAAUGUCAGUUUCACGAAUUUAUAUUGUACUUAAAUGCCAUUAGCUUACUUCAACUGGUUUAUCAAAUGCAGCAUUUUAUAUAUUGCUAACAUAUAAACAAUUUUAUAGCAAUAUUAGCUUUAAUAUUACAUUUCUAGAGCAGCGUAGUCUUUUUUGAUAUUUAAAUACUCCACUUAUCAAAUAAACACAGGGUCUGAUUCGAAACUGCAGGAGUAAAUAAUUCAAUAUAUAACGUUUAACCUGCAAUUCAUACUUAAUUUAACACGGUUUCGAAAAAGUAUGUUUUUAGUCACAAUAGCUGAGUAGUGUCCGCCAUGUAUUUUGGCCGAUAACACUUUCUUUAUUUUUUAUAUCAGUGUUUGUAAUAUGCUAGUCCAAUUAUUUUUAUUAUAAUAUAGUUAGUUCUCAAUUAAAAAUCGGGAACUUUUUGUCAGUUUGAUUUUUAAUUGAUUGUUAUUUUUGUUAUUGUUUUAACUAGGACAAUUGAUUUACCAAUAAAAAAUGUUCCAGUA
Zophobas morio is the source of this 2597-nucleotide messenger RNA. RefSeq lists its product as uncharacterized. The record is from RefSeq and is a predicted model, not a curated record. Bases 55 to 1236 code for a protein of 393 amino acids. Lineage: Eukaryota; Metazoa; Arthropoda; Insecta; Coleoptera; Tenebrionidae. The transcript has 5 exons.